Suillus bovinus is the source of this 1029-nucleotide messenger RNA. RefSeq lists its product as uncharacterized. The record is from RefSeq and is a predicted model, not a curated record. NCBI's taxonomy places the organism in Eukaryota, Fungi, Basidiomycota, Agaricomycetes, Boletales, Suillaceae. Bases 1 to 1029 code for a protein of 342 amino acids. The transcript is spliced from 9 exons.
AUGGCGUUGACAAUCUCGACAGCUGAGCUUAUCGGCGUUUUCAUUGAGUCGUUGGCAUAUGGUGUAUAUCUGAUGGUGUUCAUUCAAUGCAUAUUUGUACUACGGAAGAGGCAUUCGCGACCAAGUGAUUACUUGCUUGGGACUGCAGUUUCACUGUUCAUCCUCAUCACAGCACACCUUUUCAUCGACAUUCUGCGCAACAUGCAGGCUUUCACCACAGACGAGGCAGUGCCAAAUUAUCCAACCAGAUAUUAUGACACAUUUAACACUUGGCAGAACAUUCUAAAGAGUGGUCUGUAUGUCGCUGUUACAUUAGUGUCCGACGCAUUCAUUUUAUACCGCUCCUUUAUUCUAUGGGGUAGGAAUUACCUCAUUUGCGCCUUCCCCUUCUUGUUGUUUAUCGCGGAUAUUGUUAUCGGUGUUUUAUGGGUAUACACUCUGAACUUUGUCGUUCUAGGUGAUAAUGUCUUCGCCGAUGCCCUCUCCGUUCGCGUCAAGAUAUUUUCCUCGAUUACUCUGGCCAUGAAUGUGAUCUGCACAUUGCUGAUUGCCUUCAAAAUUUUGAAGAUCCAAAAAGCAGUUGCGCACUUCGUAAAAGGUAGCGGGGACCAGGUCUCUCGUUUGGUGCCUAUCAUGAUUGAAUCUGGUUCUGUGUACUCAGCCUUGCUCGUGGUUAUGAUUGUAACAUAUACUUCUAAGUCCGCAGCCAUAUUCAUCAUUUUGAAUCCAAUGUCACCGAUCAUCGUAAGUUCUUUUUCUUCCGUUAUCGUCCGCGUCGGUAUGGGACUAUCUCAUGGUGAUUCCUAUCGCGCCAAUGGCACAGUUUCUUCCUCGCGGAACAAUCAAUGGAUGCCGCGUGUGGGUUCCAGGCCAUUCAAUAGCGACCUGCAGAUUUAUUCUCCGUCAUUCCCGCAUGGAGGUGUUCAGGUUCAAUUGCAGCAAAGUGUACACACCCGUGCCGACGUCUUACCGGAUGACCUCGAGAAUGACACAAGCCCACAUGCAAAGCGCUCUUUCCUGGCUGUGUGA